Molecule: messenger RNA, 2203 nt
Organism: Doryrhamphus excisus (bluestripe pipefish)
Lineage: Eukaryota; Metazoa; Chordata; Actinopteri; Syngnathiformes; Syngnathidae
Product: MAGUK p55 subfamily member 2-like
Molecular function (GO): protein binding
Source: RefSeq, a predicted model, not a curated record
CGAAGGGGGGUGAGUGGGUGAAAUCUCACGAGAUUUCAGAUUGUGUUGAUCUCGUCUCAGAGCAUCACCUGCGUCGAUAUCAUCAAUAAGACAAUAUCAUCAAUAUCGUCAAUAGCAGCUCUUCCUUGGCUGUUGGAAGCAAUGACUGAUAAUACCGCCAGCUCGACCACCGCCAAUGACCUUGACCUCAUCUAUCUGAAGGGCAUCAUGGAGAGUCCUCUGGACGAAGAGGAGAACGUGGAGCAUGUGCAUCUGUCCCCAGUGAGGAAGAACAACGUGGAACUUCUCCAGGAGAUUCUCAGUGAUCUUGACCCUUUCACGCCUUCUUCCGAUGCUGCUGCUGAGCUGUGCCACCUCCUCACACAACCCCACUUUCAGUCUUUACUAGAGACUCAUGAUUCAGUUGCAUCCAACGGGGAUGGAAGCCCUCCUCCCAGCCCGUGUGACUUCAUCACUCAUGACCACCAAGAUCAGGACGGACACCUUUACAAAUUCCAGCCGCCGCCUGAUGCAGUACGCAUGGUGGGCAUCCGCAAAGUAGCAGGAGAACAUCUGGUGUGUUUUCAGGGUGUGACGUUCAAGGUGGAGGGAGGUGAGCUGGUGAUAGCGCGUAUCCUCCAUGGAGGGAUGAUAGACCAGCAAGGAUUGCUGCGUAUCGGCGAUAUCAUCAAGGAGGUGAAUGGGCGAGAUGUGGGACAGGAUCCAAGGGUUCUGCAGGAGGAGCUCCAAGCAGCCAGUGGAAGUGUGGUGCUGAAGAUACUACCCAGCUACCAUGAAACUAACCCCCCAAGACAGAUGUUCUUUAAGUGUCACUACGACUACCAUCCAGCCACAGAUAAUCUGAUUCCCUGCAAGGAGGCUGGAUUGAGCUUCAGUGCAGGAGACAUCUUACACAUCGUCAACCAGGACGAUGUCAACUGGUGGCAGGCACGUCAUGUGGAGGGUGGGCCUGCAGGAUUGAUUCCCAGUCAAAUGUUGGAGGAGAAGAGAAAAGCGUUUGUCAGGAGAGAUAUAGAACUCAUUCCCGCAGGUAAUUUGUGCUCAGGUGUCGGCGUGAAAAGGAAGAAAAAAAUGAUGUAUGUGACCACGAAAAAUGCAGACUUUGACAGACAUGAGAUCCUGCUGUAUGAGGAGGUGGCCAAGAUGCCUCCUUUCAAGCGCAAGACUCUCAUUCUGGUUGGUGCCCAAGGUGUAGGACGACGACGCCUGAAGAACAUGCUCCUCCUGAGGGAUCCCCACCUUUUUGGAACCACCAUUCCAUACACCUCCAGAAAGCCCAAAAAGGGGGAGCGUGAGAGUCGGAUGUAUGCGUUUACAAGCCGCAGCAAGAUGGAGGCUGACAUCAAGAAUGGCUGCUAUCUGGAGUACGGAGAAUGUGACGGCAGUUUGUAUGGAAUCAAGACUGAUUCCAUACACGAGGUUGUGGAGGCAGGCCGUGUUUGCAUUCUGGAUGCACACCCUCAGUCUCUGAAAGUGCUGAGGACGUCAGAGUUUUUGCCCUUCGUGGUUUUCCUUCAAUCUCCAGACUUUGAGGACCUGAAGGCAAAGCAUCAGUCCAGCGUGGAGGCUGAUGUUUCCACUAAAGUCCUCUCAGAUGAGGAGCUGCAGAGAACGUGUGAGGAGAGUUCUAAAAUCCAAGCUGCUUACGGUCAUUACUUUGACUUCAGCAUCCAAAACAACAACCUGGAUGAAAGCUACCGGGAAGUCAAAGCUGCCCUGGACAUGGUCUCUAAAACCCACCAGUGGGUUCCUGUCACCUGGGUGUUCUAGAAGGAGUGGUUGGAACGUGAAGGAUGACUUCUUCUGCUGUGAAGAUGAAAAUGCCAACGUGCACGUGGAUCCCAAGCAGGAGUGUGAAGACUAAAGCACACAAUGGAAGUGUUUCUGUUUCACUCGUUGAAUGAAAAAGAAUGAGGAAAAGGCCAGAAAGUCUUUUUAACAUUUAUUUCUUGGCUUUUUUUUGUUUCAUUGCAAAACAAAAACCUUUUUAUUAUGAAUUUAUGAAUGAAUGCUUUUUAUUUUUGUAUAAGUAUUAUUAUUUCUUGUAUUAUUUUGUUGCAUUUGCUAAUUAAAGUGUUGCUUAUUGUUAAAUGGAUUGAAAAUUAGCUUUCAUUUCAAAUGACAUGCUGCCAUUUUGGCUAGUCACGUGACUUGUCACCGGACAAAUGUUUGCUAUGGACACGACUUAGGGAGUGACGAAUGA